AUGGCGCCGUUUGAGGCUCUAUAUGGUCGCAGGUGUCGUUCACCAGUUGGAUGGUUCGAACCGAGCGAAGCACAACUAUUAGUUACAGAUUUGGUUCAGCAAGCCUUGGAGAAAGUUACAUUGAUACGAGAACGACUUAAGACAGCUCAAAGCAGACAGAAGUCCUAUGCAGAUAAGAAAGUUUGUGAUGUGGAGUUCAUGAAGGGUGAAAAAGUCUUCUUAAAAGUUUCACCUAUGAAAGGAGUUAUGAGAUUUGGUCGGAAGGGUAAGCUAAGCCCUAGGUAUAUCGGUCCUUAUGAGAUUUUGGAUCGAAUUGGGUUGGUGGCAUAUAGACUUGCUUUACCUCCGAGAUUGUCUGCUGUUCAUCCUGUAUUUCACGUGUCUAUGCUAAGACGAUAUGUUGGUGAUGAUAGCCAUAAGAUUCAGCCAGAGGAUGUGGAGCUCGAUGAGAAUUUGACUUAUGAGGAGGGUCCAAUAUCUAUUAUUGAUAGGCAAGUGCGACAAUUGAGGUCGAAAAAGGUAGCUUCAGUCAAAGUGUUAUGGCGUAAUCACCCAACCGAGGAGGCUACUUGGGAGUCCGAGGCGGAUAUGCGAGAUAAAUAUCCUCAUUUAUUUGACGCGACAGGUAUGAUCUAGAUCCGUUCGAGGACGAACGUUAUUUUAAGUGGUGGAGAAUGUAAUAACCCAAUUUUAAAAUAAGGGUUAUUUGGUAAUUUAGCCUAAAGAGAUUAAUAAAUAAAUCAAAAACGAAAUUAAAAAGGGAUGGGCCAAGCCCAUUCUCUUAUUUUCAGUUGCUGCUCACGUUUAAUAGAAUAGUAGGGCAUUAGAAUAUUCUUGGUUUGGAACGUAAACAGAGAAACAACAAACAAUUAUAAUAAGGGUUGAAGGGGGUUAGCAACGACAAUAAGGAAUUCAUUAGCCACUAUUUUGGGUGAUAAGCUUCAGGUAUUUAUUGUAAAGAUUUGUAUGUUCUUUUCAUUAAUUUUGGUCAAUUAGUAAUGAUGGCAAGAUGGAAUAGUAGGAAUCAAUGAUUAUGCCAUU
Lycium ferocissimum is the source of this 1041-nucleotide messenger RNA. RefSeq lists its product as uncharacterized. The record is from RefSeq and is a predicted model, not a curated record. The transcript has a single exon. Bases 1 to 636 code for a protein of 211 amino acids. Lineage: Eukaryota; Viridiplantae; Streptophyta; Magnoliopsida; Solanales; Solanaceae.